CCGAUUUUCACUUACGUUUCAGUUCCAAAGCGGUGCAGUUAUCGGAGCAGCGGAAAGUCCUGARCGACAGCAGCAACAGCAGCAGCAGUGGAAGCAGCUAGCGACGUUCUUGAAAUUUCAUAAAAAACUUGCUAAAAUCUGACAAUUAAGCAGAGUCUGCAAAGACAAAAUUAAAUCAAAUUUCUAUCAAUUUAUUCGUUUGAAAAGAAGGCAAAUAAAUCACAGCACAAUGAUGACAAACCGAAUUGCGUUCGCUGCCUUGGCGUUGAUGAGCAUCUGCCUGCUGGCCAUCUCGCGAACCGAUGCAGCCCCCAUGCCCAGGUAUCAAAGCUCGAACGGCGGCUAUGGCGGCUACAACGAACUCGAGGAGGUGCCCGACGACCUCUUGAUGGAGUUGAUGACGCGCUUCGGUCGCACCAUAAUACGAGCACGCAACGAUCUGGAGAACUCGAAGCGCACGGUGGACUUUGGCUUGGCGCGCGGCUACUCGGGCACCCAGGAGGCAAAGCAUCGCAUGGGCCUGGCCGCGGCCAAUUUUCCGGGUGGUCCUGGCCGGAGGCGACGAUCUGAAACCGAUGCUUAAAUUGGGGCAACAACUACACGAUAAUCACGAUAAUCUCUUACUUCAAGCGAAUUCUACAAACACGUUACAGGAAGUUACAAAAGCAAACUACAAUUUCCAUUGACUUUAUGCAAAUGUUGAAUUUUUAGUCGUGUUCCGAUUCGAUUCGAUUA
Messenger RNA from Drosophila arizonae, 735 nucleotides. RefSeq names its product diuretic hormone class 2 (gene Dh31). Lineage: Eukaryota; Metazoa; Arthropoda; Insecta; Diptera; Drosophilidae. The record is from RefSeq and is a predicted model, not a curated record. Gene Ontology annotation, biological process: body fluid secretion. Gene Ontology annotation, molecular function: diuretic hormone activity; G protein-coupled receptor binding.